Schizosaccharomyces cryophilus OY26 is the source of this 1944-nucleotide messenger RNA. Its product is annotated as RNA-binding protein Vip1. The record is from RefSeq and is a predicted model, not a curated record. Bases 34 to 801 code for a protein of 255 amino acids. The transcript has a single exon. Lineage: Eukaryota; Fungi; Ascomycota; Schizosaccharomycetes; Schizosaccharomycetales; Schizosaccharomycetaceae. Gene Ontology annotation, molecular function: RNA binding.
CCUUUACCAACUAAGUAUUUCGAAUAGUACGCAAUGAGUAAUCAGGUUAUUGUUAAGAAUAUUUCUUUAGACGUUACUGAGAAGCAAAUCUCCGAUUUCUUUUCCUUCUGCGGAAAGGUUUCCAGCAUCUCAACUGCCAAAGAAGGAGAUACUCAAACUGCCAAUAUCCAAUUUGAACGCCCUAGCGCCACGAAGACUGCAUUGCUUUUGCAAGAUGCCCUCUUAGGACAAAACAAAAUCCAAAUAAGCAGUAGCGACGCCCCAGCUGCCGCUGGUAACGUCUUCGACAAGGGUGGUGCUGGUGGAGAUCAAGCUACUAGCCAAGAAGAUAAGCCUCGUUCUGCGAUUAUUUCUGAACUUUUAAGUCGUGGAUACCAUCUGAGCGAUGUUACUUUGGAGAAAGGUAUACAAUUAGAUCAAAGCCUUGGUGUUUCGUCCAGAUUCAAAGGUGUUCUUGAAAGCGCGUUGUCUAGUGUUCGUUCCAUGAAUGAGCGCUACCACGUCAGUGAGAAAGCUAAUGAAGUUGAUAACAAGCUCUCUAUCAGUGAUACCUUUAACCGUACUACUUCUCUAGUCGGCAACUAUUUCAAUAAAGCUUAUGAAACUGCUGCCGGCACAUCAGCUGGUCAAAAGGUUUCUAGUGCUUACGGCUCUGGUAAAAGCCAGUUGUUUGGAAUUCACAGUCAAGCUCGCAAACUUGCUGACUCCAAGAGCCAUGCUCAAAAUGCUACUACCGGGCAUACUGAAGCUACACCUGCCGCUCCUACCGAUCCCUCCGUAGACACUAAGCCUUCCGAGUAAGCUGUAGAAACAAGAUCAAACCAAAAUAUCUUGUUCUUCUAAUUAUCUUGGCUUUUUGAUCUUUACGUUAUGGGAUACGUGGCUUCACGUUCAGACAUAUUGAGAAUAUGGUAUUUCGAUCUUGGUGAAGGCCUUUCGAAAUUAAUAUUUAAUGAUUAUGAAUACCUGUGAUAUAUUGAAAAGAGAAUUUAAUAUAUAAACUUGAUGUUCUGUUAGUACAAAGAAGAUUUCUUUUACAUGUUAAGAUGAAUUAAUUUGUUAAAUUUAGUCUCAAAGCAUAGGUUUUGCGUAAACAUAUAAUCAUAGUCGAACUCAAAAUCUACAGUAAAUAUUUAUUGCUUUUCCAACCGAUUAACGAUUCCAGGGUCCUCAACAACCUCAGAUUUAAUGACUCAGAUGCCUUCUUUAGAAAACCGAAUUGAAUGAUCAGAGGUUGUACAUUUUACAUGCAACUUAAUGUCUUACUCAAAGGAAACUUUAUAAAAAAAAACAAAGAUUGUUAAUCCUCCUUUUCGUUGAUCCGACCGUUCCUGGCUUGAUCAUCAAUCAACACCCAUUGAGCUUUCAUAUCAGGAUAAGUAAGAAAAUAAACCUUUCUAUACGUUUUCUUCCUAUCUAACUGCAUCUUUCAGGUUUACCGUCGAAGCGAUUCAGUUAUUAAAAUUCAGGUAUUUUGGUGAGCUAUUAGAUCCAACCUGUUACCUUCUUAUAUAUCUCUGUCCUAGCCAUAUAAUUCACUUUGUCACAUAUUAUUGCUCGUACUUUAUUAAGCCUUCAUUAUUGAAGGUGUAAUGCCUAAAUGAAAAGUCAUUAUUCUAUUCAUCAACGUUUAUGUCAUGUUUGUUUCUUGAGAAAGUAAAACAAACAAGUAUUCAGAGGAUAUACGGCACUCCCAAAAACCAGUCUGAAUAGAGGAUCAUAGCACUAAAUUAUUUUUUCACCUGUCAUCGUCGCUUUUCACUGAACAGUCUCUGACAAAACGUUGCAACUCUAUAUAAGAAAACGUUCAACUUUGAUUUUGUAUAUUUCAUGUUCUUAGGAUCCUAUGAAUAGCCUAUUUCAAGCCUUCCAAGUACUUUAAUAGGAAGGUUUUGCUAGAAAAACUCAAAAUCGAUAAAAAGAAAAAGAACGGAAUUCACCCUC